Molecule: messenger RNA, 1299 nt
Organism: Anthonomus grandis grandis
Lineage: Eukaryota; Metazoa; Arthropoda; Insecta; Coleoptera; Curculionidae
Product: nucleoside diphosphate kinase 7
Exons: 3
Coding region: 83-1237 (384 amino acids)
Cellular component (GO): centrosome
Source: RefSeq, a predicted model, not a curated record
AAAUUGUUGUCAAAACUACGUUAUACUGUUUAUACAAACAUCAAUUUAUUUAAAUUUUAAACACAUCUUCCAGGCGAAUAUUAUGGAGUUUGACUAUAACGACAAACUGUCCUUCCUAGCGGAAUGGUACGACUACGAUUCCUCCUAUAAGAAACGGUUCGUGCUGAAUUUCCACCCGAGCGAUAACACUUUGGAAUUAUACGACCGGGAUCUGAAUAGGACUUACUUGAAACGUACGAAAAUGGACAAUUUGGAACUUAAGGACGUGUUUGUUGGUAACACGUUACGUAUCUACGGACGUCAAGUAAGAAUAACGGACUACGCAGACUGUAGAACCGAAAACAUAAUCGGGCAUACCAAGCAGCACACCUUCGCCCUAAUUAAGCCCGAACUGUUGCCCAAACUGGGAGAAGUCAUCACGGAGAUCCAGCGGAGAGGAUUCCAGAUAUGCAACAUGAAAAUGGCGAAUUUGACCAGAAAAGAAGUGUUGGACCUAUUUGAACCGUACAAAGGAGACAGUUUCCUACCGUUUAUCCUUGAGCACCUCAUCUCGGGAUCGGUGGUAGCGGUAGAACUAGUGGGAGAUAACGCGGUAGCACGUUGGCUGGAAGUCCUUGGACCGGAUGAUCCCCUGGAAGCCCGAAAGGACGCUCCGAACUCCCUUAGGGCGAUUUACGGGAGCGACAGUAGGGUCAUGAACGGAUUCCAUGCUUCCCGUGACGUCACGAGCGCUAUUAGGGAAGCGGAAUUCUUCUUUCCCAAGGAUAAAACGAAAAAAGUGCCGGAAACGAGUGUUUUAUUGAAAAACACCACUUGUGCGGUGGUGAAACCGCAUGCGAUCCUAGAAGGGAAACUCGGCCAUAUAAUUUCCGCGAUUAACGACUCCCAUUAUCGCAUUAACGCUUUGCAAAUGUUUUAUUUGAGUAACGCGAACGCCGAUGAGUUCUUGGAGGUUUACAAGGGGAUCGUGGAGGAUUACCACGCGUUGCUGCAGAGUUUCGUGGACGGGCCUUGUGUGACGUUGGAAAUCGCCGGAAAAAAUAAGGAAAUGGACGUGCACGGGGAGUUCAGGAUGUUUUGCGGUCCCGCCGAUUCCGAUAUUGCCAGACAAAUUAGACCGGCGACGUUAAGGGCACGGUUCGGGUGCGAUAAGUAUAAAAAUGCCGUCCAUUGCACGGAUUUGCCCGAGGAUACUGUGCUGGAACUGGAGUAUUUUUUUAAAAUAUUGAAAGAUUAGGUUAGGCAGUUUAGGGUUCUUUUUUUAUUUGAUGUGAUAAUAAAUUAUUUUGUGUAGUGCCA